Messenger RNA from Fraxinus pennsylvanica, 2388 nucleotides. The record is from the annotation of a GenBank genome assembly. NCBI's taxonomy places the organism in Eukaryota, Viridiplantae, Streptophyta, Magnoliopsida, Lamiales, Oleaceae.
AUGGCCACGCGCCACCGCUUCUUACAUCUCCUUCUCAUCUGUCUACUUUCCUUUUCCUCCGCCGAUGACUCCUCCGCUAUGUCGAAGCUCCUCUCCUCCCUCUCCCCCACGCCCUCCGGCUGGUCAGCCACCACCCGCUUCUGCACCUGGACUGGUGUCAACUGUGAUAGCACCAACUCCUUUGUCACCUCCAUAGAUAUCAACUCCCAGUCUCUCUCCGGCACCCUCCCAGCUGAACUCAACCAGCUCUCCCAGCUCAAAACUCUUGCUGUACAAAAGAACUCUUUAACGGGUACUUUGCCUUCGUUUGCCAAUAUGUCUUCUCUUGAGAAAAUCUAUCUUGACAUCAAUGAUUUCACUGCCAUCCCGCAAAGUUUCCUUCUGGGCUGUACAAAUCUUCAGACUUUUAGCAUAAGUGAGAAUAUCAACCUCAUUCCAUGGCAAAUCCCGUUGUAUUUAAAUGAAAGUACAAAUCUUGGUGCUUUUUCUGCUAGUAAUGCGAGUAUUACUGGGGUGAUCCCGGAUAUAUUUGAUUCGUUUCCUAAUCUGCAGAAUUUGAGAUUGUCUUACAAUAAUUUGACUGGAUCUUUACCCGGAUCUUUGGGUAAUUCUGAGAUACAGAAUUUGUGGUUGAACAAUCAGAAGCAGGGGUUGUCUGGGAGAAUUAAUGUUUUAUCCUCCAUGACUCAAGCUUCCCAGGUUUGGUUACAUGCUAAUGCAUUUUCCGGGCCGAUUCCAGAUUUGUCGAAUUGUACGAAUCUGUUUGAUUUGCAGCUGAGGGAUAAUCAGUUUACAGGGAUGGUGCCACCUUCUUUGAUGAGCCUCCCUAAGCUUGUUAACGUUAGUUUACAGAAUAAUAAGCUGCAAGGACCUUAUCCUCAGUUUUCGAGCACGGUUCGUGUUACAAUUGGGAGUACUAAUAGCUUUUGUAAGGAUACUCCAGGCCCCUGUGAUCCACAGGUCACUGCACUUCUUGAUGUUGCUGGUGGUUUUGGGUAUCCAAUGUCUUUGGCCGAUUCUUGGGAAGGCAAUGAUGCUUGCAAUGGUUGGAGGUUCAUUACUUGCGAUUCGCAGGGGAAAAAUGUGACCACUGUGAACAUGGGAAAGCAGGGGUUUUCAGGUACUAUUUCACCCACUUUUGUGAAUCUUACUUCUCUGAGGAGUUUGAUUUUGAAUGAUAAUAAUCUCACGGGUUCAAUCCCGAGUGCUUUGACUACUUUGCCUCAGCUUCAGAAUCUUGAUUUGUCUAAUAAUAAUUUGUCUGGGCCUAUUCCAUUGUUUCCUGCUAGUGUGAAGUUUAAUUAUGCUGGUAAUUUGUUACUUGGGAAAAAUGUGAGUAGUGGUGGUGGAGGAAGUGGUGGGGCGCCUGGGUCUGGACCAGGUUCCGGCUCGCAAAGUGGGAGCCCAACGGGGUCUUCAAAAGGGUCCUCUGUUUCAGCUGGUAUGGUUGCUGGUGUGGUUAUAGCUGUUGUCGUAUUCAUUGGAGUUUUAAUUUUUGUGUUUUAUAAAUGCCAUGUCAUGUGGCGACAACGAAAGGGAGUUGAAAGGGUUGAUGAGGGCCCUAAGCAAAGGAUGGAAAUGGCAAAGACUAACCUAACAAAUGGAGUGAAUGGAUACGCUGGAGCCAGAAGUGAGUUACAGAGCCAGAGCAGCGGUGAUCAUCGUGAAAUUCCUAUAUUUGAAGGUGGAAAUGUCGCUAUUUCUAUGGAACUUCUUCGACAAGUGACCAACAAUUUCAGUGAAGAGAAUAUAUUGGAUGACAUGAGGGCAAAGGUUGCGGAUUUUGGAUUGGUAAGAAAUGCACCUGAUGGAAAGUACUCCGUUGAGACACGGUUGGCUGGAACAUUCGGGUAUCUUGCACCUGAGUAUGCUGCCACAGGACGAGUGACAACGAAAGUCGAUGUCUAUGCAUUCGGAGUUGUUUUAAUGGAGAUAAUCACAGGUAGAAAAGCACUUGAUGAGACAAUGCCAGAUGAGAGGUCUCAUCUUGUCACAUGGUUCCGUAGAGUACUUAUCAACAAAGACAACCUUCGAAAAGCCAUUGACUCGAUUCUUGAUCCUGAUGACGAAACCUAUGAGAGCAUAUGCAGAGUUGCUGAGUUGGCAGGUCAUUGCACUGCCCGCGAGCCACUCCAGAGACCUGACAUGGGACACGCAGUUAAUGUCCUGGGACCUCUAGUCGAGCAAUGGAAACCAUCUAAACAUGAAGAAGAGGAAGGUUAUGGCAUUGAUCAACACUUGAGUCUUCCUCAAGCCCUUCAGAGAUGGCAAGCUGAUGAAGGCACGUCGAGAAUGUUUGACGAUUUCUCUUACAGCCAAACGCAGUCGAGCAUACCCUCGAAACCUUCAGGGUUUGCGGAUUCUUUUAGUUCAAUGGACUGCAGAUGA